AGAAAGUGGUCAUCGGUUCAUCAGCUGACCGGGUCUGAAUCUGCAUGAAAUAGGCCCGGAGAUGGCCACACUUGGGACAGGUUUCUAGGGGUGGAAACAAGUAGUAAGUGUCAGUUUGCAGAAAUACAUACUUUGCUCGGUCCUCUUAAAAUGUAAGGCAAAAAUAGAGGUACAUUCUAAUAGUAUAAGAACAUAUUUUAAAAAUAAGGCACAGAAAUGUGAGAACAGUAUUGUACAAUCAGUAUCAGGUGCACUAUGCAUUGUUGCAAAUAUUCCAAGUAUGGUAGUGACAUGAAGGAACACGCACACACACACUUUAAUGUCACUUACCAGGAGUAGAGUCAACGUUUUCCCAAGCUGCAGCUCCACCGAGAACAUCAUCCACUUCUUUCAUUUUGGGAAACCUUCUGUCAUUAACCUGCAGAAAAACAAAAGUACGUCAAACGUCACAAACAUAGAUAAUUUAGUCACCUGGGAGCCGAGCAGCAACACGUUAUGAUUAACACAGAUUAAACAUAACGCACCUUUCUUGUGAUGUUGUGUACAUAAGGACAGGUAUUGCAGGCGAAUCUCAUGCACUUCUGUCCUUCCUCGACAAUUAAAACAUUUCCGCAGGUUGGACAAAAAAGAAGCAUGUUAGCCGGGAUUAUAUAUGUAGCAAAAAAGCUACAAAAUGAUCUCAAACUCAAUACGAGUCGUCUUUUUUUAAACGGUUAGCAAACUGUUACGGUCUCCCUGACGUUCGCGUGUGGAGAAGCGGAAGUGGCAGGUGCUACUCUUUGUAUCGCUCGACGGGAAACGAAAUAUUAAGAAAAGACGUGGUUUUAAAUCAAUAUAAAACCACGUCAAUAUUUACGAUCUAUAAAUACGAGCAUCACUGAAUAAUAUUAAAUAACAUAAAUCCGUUUUUUUAUCAAUAAAAUAGAAAAGUAGGGUGUGAAUUUGCGUCACACUGAGCGGAACCAAUUGCACUGAGCUACGGUUGCUUUCCGGCAUGUAUUAGUUACUGGACACAUUGUUUGUUUACUUCAUGGCUUUUUUAAAGCGAAAGAGUUUCCACUUCCAAGAUGUUAAGUGUUGAGUAGUGACCGUUUGGUUGAAUCACGCGAUGACGGAGGAGCAGAGUCGGGACCCCGUUGGAGAAGGACUGUCGGUGAAGGAGGAAGCGGUGGGAAACGAGGACCCGACAGAGAUGUCUUCUUUAGACACGGAGGAGGAAGACGAGGAGGCUCUCCCUCAUUCAGAGAUCCUGGAUAUUUUCGAGGAGGGACUUGCUCGACUUGUGCAAGACCCUUUACUCUGUGAUCUGCCAAUUCAGGUGACUCUGGAGGAGGUCAAUUCUCAGAUUGCUUUGGAGUAUGGCCAAGCAAUGACUGUGAGGGUUUUAAAGGCAGAUGGAGAGAUAAUGCCCAUAGUGGUGGUGCAAAAUGCCACUGUGCUUGAUCUGAAGAAGGCCAUCCGCAGAUUCAUGGAGCUGAAACAACAACGUGAAGGUGGAGUUAAACAUGUCAGCUGGAGAUAUGUUUGGAGAACUUAUCAGUUAAUUUUUCAAGGUGAAAAGCUUGAAGAUGACAAGAUGGGGCUCAAAGACUAUGGGAUCAGAAACAGAGAUGAAGUGACCUUCAUGAAGAGACGCAGGAAAAAAUAAAAUGUCACAGCCAACGUUUGUCACGUCAGGAAAAUACACCAGUUCCCGCGUGUACUGGUUCUACUUGCCUCGCAUUAGUACAUUAGUUUCACAAAGUAUUGAUGAUUGUAUGACUUGUUAUUUGAAUUGUCUCUUGGGGCACAUUUCAAACUGAACAUUACACUCAAAAGAGGCUCCAUGUAAAUAAGAUUAUCUGGAGAUGUUACGCCUCCCUUUUACUUACAGUGUGCCAUGGUUUUGUAUAGUUGUCUGCAAACAUUAAAACACAUGACAGUGUUUUUUUUGA
This is a messenger RNA of Cyclopterus lumpus (lumpfish), 1934 nucleotides long. RefSeq names its product small nuclear ribonucleoprotein 25 (gene snrnp25). Gene Ontology annotation, cellular component: U12-type spliceosomal complex. Bases 1109 to 1648 code for a protein of 179 amino acids. NCBI's taxonomy places the organism in Eukaryota, Metazoa, Chordata, Actinopteri, Perciformes, Cyclopteridae. Gene Ontology annotation, biological process: mRNA splicing, via spliceosome. The record is from RefSeq and is a predicted model, not a curated record. The transcript is spliced from 5 exons. Gene Ontology annotation, molecular function: protein binding.